AUGGGCCAGGAAAAGGAGGCUCUGCAGCUGCAGUUGCAGAACCAUGUCUCAGGGCAGUCCAACGAGCCCAUUUCGGCGCCCGCCCACGCUCUCUCCAUCGAUGACGUUGUCAGCGAGCUUAAGGCCGACAUCGAAGUCGGCCUCUCGCCCGACCAGGCGAAGAGACGGCUCGAGGAACACGGUCGCAAUGAGUUUAGUGAGCAGGAAGGCGUGCAAACCCUCCGGAUCCUAAUCGGCCAGAUUGCCAACGCCCUCACUCUGGUCCUUAUCCUCGCGAUGGCCGCUUCUUUCGGUAUCAAGUCCUGGAUCGAAGGCGGUGUCAUCACCGCCGUCAUUCUCCUCAAUAUCGUCGUCGGCUUCUUUCAAGAGCUUCAAGCUGCAAAGACCAUGGACUCCCUUCGCUCUCUCAGCUCUCCCACCGCCCAAGCUAUUCGCAACGGGAGCAACCAGACCAUCGUCACUGCCGAUAUUGUUCCCGGUGAUAUGGUUGAGCUCAAGACUGGUGACACCAUCCCCGCUGAUAUCCGUCUGGUCGAGACCGUCAAUUUUGAGACCAACGAGGCUCUGCUUACUGGAGAGUCUUUGCCCGUCCGCAAGGAGGCUACUGCCACGUACCCUCAGGAGACUGGCCCCGGCGACCGUCUCAACGUUGCAUACAGCUCCUCUACCGUCACGAAGGGCCGCGCGCGCGGUGUUGUCUUCGCCACUGGCAUGUACACCGAGAUUGGUCAGAUUGCAGUCGCUCUCCGUGGCAAGGCUUCUCGCCGCCGCGAGCCUAAGCGCAAGGAGGACGGCACCACCAGCUUCCAUCGCUGGCUUCAGGCUUGGGGUCUCACGUUCAGUGAUGCCGUCGGUCGCUUCCUUGGUGUUAAAGUCGGUACUCCCCUCCAGAAGAAGCUGUCAAAACUGGCUCUGCUCUUGCUCGGAGCUGCCAUAAUUUGCGCUAUCAUCGUCUUGGGUGCCAACGAGUUUAAUACCAGGCAAGAAGUCAUCAUCUAUGCCGUCGCCACUGGUCUGUCCAUGAUUCCCGCCUCUCUCAUUGUCGUCCUAACCAUCACGAUGGCCGCUGGCACCAAGCGCAUGGUCCAGCGCCACGUCAUUGUUCGCAACCUUAAGUCCCUCGAGGCUCUCGGUGCGGUUUCUAAUAUUUGCUCGGACAAGACUGGUACUCUCACCCAGGGUAACAUGCUUGUCAAAAAGGCCUGGAUCCCAGGCCGUGGUACCUACUCUGUCGGUGCAACCAACGAACCCUUUAACCCGACGGUCGGCGAUCUUGGCUUUAGAAAGGACCAGCCUAAGGAUAUUAACUUCCAGCACAAGGACUCUGAAGGCACCCCCAUCAAUGCCGGGGAAAUGGCCGGCAACGACAGCACCCUGCGUGAGUACCUCAACGUCGCUUCUCUUGCCAACUUGGCUUCCGUGACUAAGGUCGAAGAUGAGUGGCACGGCCGCGGAGAUCCUACCGAAAUCGCCAUUCAGGUGUUUGCCACCCGCUUCAACUGGAACCGCCUCCGACUUUCCCAGGGCAAGGACGCCCAGUGGUCCGAGAUCGCCGAGUUUCCGUUCGACUCUGAUGUCAAGAAGAUGUCCGUCAUCUUUGAGCACAAGGAAUCCCAGAUGCAGCAUUUGUUCACUAAGGGUGCCGUCGAACGUGUCCUCACAACCUGCCCCCGGUAUGCCGUCGAUGACGAGAUCAAGAUAUUCACCGAUGAUGUUAAGGAGGACGUUCUCAGGAACAUGGAGUCCCUCGCCCGUCUUGGUCUCCGUGUACUCGCCCUUGCCAGCCGAACCGAUCUCCCCAUUGUUGAGCACAAUGAGGCCGAGCUGGACCGUGGUCUGUUUGAGCAGGAUCUUGUCUUCCGUGGCUUGAUUGGUCUCUACGAUCCGCCACGGCCUGAGUCCGCCUCCUCUGUCCGCAUGUGCCACGAGGCCGGUAUUAGCGUCCACAUGUUGACUGGUGACCACCCCGAGACGGCCCGCGCAAUUGCCCUCGAAGUCGGUAUUCUGCCCACUCGCAUAUCUAAUGUUUCCAGCGAUGUUGCCCGCACCAUGGUCAUGGCUGCGCACGACUUUGACAAACUAACCGACCAUGAAAUCGACAAUCUCCCCAUGCUCCCGCUGGUUGUUGCCCGAUGCGCUCCUCAGACAAAGGUCCGCAUGAUUGAAGCACUCCAUCGCCGCAAGGCCUUUGUUGCCAUGACUGGUGAUGGCGUCAACGACUCGCCCAGUUUGAAGCGUGCCGACGUCGGUAUUGCCAUGGGCCAAGCCGGCUCUGACGUCGCCAAGGAAGCCUCCGACAUUGUUCUGACCGAUGACAACUUUGCCUCUAUCCUCAACGCUGUUGAGGAAGGACGCCGCAUGUUUGACAACAUCCAAAAGUUCAUCCUCCACGUCUUGGCCGAGAACAUUGCCCAGGCCUGCACGCUUCUCAUUGGUCUCGCCUUCAAGGAUGCCCGCGGCGUUUCCAUCUUCCCUCUUGCUCCUGUUCAGAUUCUAUGGAUCAUCAUGAUUACUUCUGGUAUGCCUGAUAUGGGCCUUGGUUUUGAGAUUGCUGCCCCUGAUAUCAUGCAACGACCUCCCCAAAACCUCAAACAAGGCGUGUUCACACCGGAACUUCUGGUUGAUAUGGUGGUUUACGGCCUCUGGAUGUCUGCACUUUGCCUGUCUUCUUUCGUCCUCGUGCUCUACGGCUUUGGCAAUGGUGCCGCCGAUAUCGGUCCCAACUGCAAUGAGAAGCGUGAAGGCUGCGAGGUGGUCUUCCGUGCUCGUGCCACUACAUUCGCCUGCUUGACCUGGUUUGCUCUCUUCCUCGCCUGGGAAAUGGUCAACAUGCGUCGUUCCUUCUUCCGCAUGCAGCCCGGCAGUAAACGAUACUUCAGCCAAUGGAUCAUUGAUGCCUGGCGUAAUCAGUUCCUGUUCUGGGCCAUCAUUGCUGGAUUCGUCACCAUGUUCCCGCUCAUCUACAUCCCCGUCAUCAACGACGUCGUGUUGAAGCACGCUCCUAUCACCUGGGAGUGGGGCAUCGUUUUUGUCGAGGCCUUGCUCUUCUUCCUUGGUAUCGAAGCUUGGAAGUGGGCCAAGCGCAUCUAUUUCCGCCGUCUUGCGGCGAAGCAAGGCCUCGGAGUUCAGGACCAGAACCUCGAGCAGCGCGUGUUUGGCGACUACUUUAUUAAGUCGUCUCCUGGUGGCUCUGAUCGCAACAGCGGCGUUCAGAAUCGCUCUGCCCGCAGCGAUGAGAUUUCUGUAUAG
Messenger RNA from Beauveria bassiana ARSEF 2860, 3249 nucleotides. Its product is annotated as potassium/sodium efflux P-type ATPase. Gene Ontology annotation, biological process: intracellular calcium ion homeostasis; calcium ion transmembrane transport. The coding region runs from base 1 to 3249 and encodes 1082 amino acids. The transcript is spliced from 4 exons. NCBI's taxonomy places the organism in Eukaryota, Fungi, Ascomycota, Sordariomycetes, Hypocreales, Cordycipitaceae. Gene Ontology annotation, molecular function: P-type calcium transporter activity; ATP hydrolysis activity; ATP binding. The record is from RefSeq and is a predicted model, not a curated record. Gene Ontology annotation, cellular component: plasma membrane.